AUUCAAAUAAUGGGUACUCCAGCAGCUUCUCAUUGUUCGUGCGGUCAACCCACUUACAUCUUCAAUUUCUUUGCUGGACAUCAGCCACCAGUCAACGUUCCUCCGUCACACAAACAUGAGCAUGAACAUGAACAUAAACACCGUCACCACAAAAAGGGAAAGAAGAUUGUGAAGGAAGUGAGCGAGGAACUUCUCAUCCAAGGCAUUCCUUCAUGGUGGAGCCCUCGUAUGCUUAAGAAGAUUGGCGAGAAGAUCAGCGACUAGGCCAAGCUGAUCCAGCAUAUAAUAUCGACA
This is a messenger RNA of Umbelopsis ramanniana AG, 294 nucleotides long. RefSeq lists its product as uncharacterized. The record is from RefSeq and is a predicted model, not a curated record. The transcript has a single exon. Bases 10 to 264 code for a protein of 84 amino acids. Lineage: Eukaryota; Fungi; Mucoromycota; Umbelopsidomycetes; Umbelopsidales; Umbelopsidaceae.